AUGGCUUUCUCAGUGCCGCAAUUAUCUCCUUCCACAGAUGAGACGACUAACUAUGCGCGACUGUGUCGUCUUCUAGUGGAUGUGGGAUCUCAAGCAUUAAGAGAUACGUUUGAUGGCAUUCACCCCCAAAGAGCACUCCAGACAGUCUUAACGCAGCCUCCGCAUAAUGCAACUUUAAAUACCCUCAAGACGAAAAAGAUUAUCAAUUCUUCACAAUGGGGAGAUCUAUUCCCAGCUGUGUUAUCAUCAGUUUCAUCACACAAGUUUGAUGUUACACUAUUGAUGGUACUACUUAGAAAUAUCUGUGGGCUGGCACCUCCGGCUACCGGCUGGGACGCUCUUCCUCCUGAUCUAGACCAAAGUAAGCAAGCUCACAUAGCCAGAGUAAAGUACUAUCGUAAUAAAGUUUACGGCCACGCCAACCAGGCUUCUGUAGAUGAUACUGCAUUCAACAGGUACUGGCUGGCUAUCAGCAAUGCAAUAACGGGAUUGGUAGGGGGAAAAUAUGCAGCUGAUAUGACAAACCUCAAAGUUGGGUCAAUGGAUCCCGCUUUAGAGGAACACUAUAAAGAACGGUUAAGGCAGUGGAAGAAAGACGAGGACAGCUUCAAAGAAAAGCUUGAGGAGAUGGACGAAAACAUGAGAAAAGGUCUUGAGAAGAUUGAAGGUGACAUGGGUAAAGGACUUGAACAGAUAGAGAAGAUAAAAGAUGACAUGGGAAAUAUAGGGGAGAAGUUGGAGAGUUUGAUGAACCGAACAGAAGAAAUGGCCGAUGAAG
Molecule: messenger RNA, 778 nt
Organism: Pocillopora verrucosa
Lineage: Eukaryota; Metazoa; Cnidaria; Anthozoa; Scleractinia; Pocilloporidae
Source: RefSeq, a predicted model, not a curated record